Molecule: messenger RNA, 822 nt
Organism: Malassezia pachydermatis
Lineage: Eukaryota; Fungi; Basidiomycota; Malasseziomycetes; Malasseziales; Malasseziaceae
Product: lumazine-binding protein
Exons: 2
Coding region: 1-822 (273 amino acids)
Biological process (GO): riboflavin biosynthetic process
Molecular function (GO): riboflavin synthase activity
Source: RefSeq, a predicted model, not a curated record
AUGUUCACCGGUCUAGUGGAACGUGUAGCUACCGUUGUGGACGUGAUCCAUGUCGAUCCAGAGAGCGGCUCGUACGCACUGGUGAUUGGCGACUGUGCUGCCAUCCUGCACGAUUGCCAUUUGGGCGAUAGCAUUGCUGUGAAUGGCGUAUGCUUGACUGUGACCAAGUUUGAUGAGAAGGAGCACCAGGGCUUUUUCAAAGUGGAUCUGGCGCCGGAAACGCUCUUCCGAUCCAAUCUCGGCGCGCUGCGUGUCGGCGAUAAGGUGAACUGUGAGCGGGCGAUGUCGCCUACGACGCGAUUUGGCGGGCAUAUUGUGCAAGGCCACGUCGAUACCAUGGCGACACUCCAAUCGAUUGUCCCGAACGAGUCUGCGUUGACACUAACUCUGCGUCUCGUGUACGAGAAGCCUGAGGCGGACCGUGCUACGCUCCCCCUGCCGUCCACCUUAGCGCCGUACCUGAUCCCCAAGGGCUUUGUGACGCUGGACGGCACGUCGCUCACAUUGAUUGACGUCUCUCCGCCGAACGGUGGCCCACUCUCUGGCACGCAGGACACGUCCGUGCCUACCAGUGAGACGGUCGAGUUUACUGUGAUGCUGAUCCCCCACACACAGGACCACAUUGCACUGCCGUCCAAGGCGGUGGGCUCGCGUGUGAACGUGGAGUUCGACAUGGUCGGCAAGUACGUAUAUCGCUCCUUGCUAGGCGAGUUUCAGCGUAUGGAUGAGAGCGCCUCGUCGGGUGGCCACCUCUCUUCGACGAUGCUGGAGCGUGUCGUGGAGCGCGCUGUGGAUACGAUUCAACAGCGGCGUUCUGCCUAA